GAUACUGUAGUUUGGAGUCGACAAGACUCAGAGCAGAAUAUAGGUUAGCAGCAGACCAACAGCUCUCUCUAAGGCUGUUUUGAUCCCAUUCCAUUCUUUUAUUACCUGUACAUUUGUGUAAAUAGACUAUUUCUAUUUUUAUAUCGCGGCACCAUGAUGGAAUUUAACUCUCUUUUAAUUCUGCUGGAGGCUGCAGAGUACUUGGAAAGAAGAGACAGAGAGGCAGAACACGGCUAUGCAUCUGUAUUACCAUUCAGUAGCGACUUCUCCAGGAAGAAAACGAAACCCUCGCCAAUUACCAGAAAAGCUCAGAACAAUAGAUCGUCACACAACGAGCUGGAAAAACACAGACGUGCCAAACUCCGGCUCUAUUUGGAACAACUGAAGAAGCUGGUGCCUUUGGGUCCAGACAGCACACGGCACACCACACUGAGCCUCCUCAAACGGGCCAAGAUGCACAUCAAGAAGCUGGAAGAGCAGGACAGGAAGGCUUUAAACAUGAAGGAGCAGCUGCAGAGAGAGCACCGCUACCUCAAACGGCGCCUGGAGCAACUGUCCGUGUCCGGCUCUGUGGAGCGCAUCCGUACAGACAGCAUGGGCUCCACCAUCUCCACCGACUCCGAGCAAGAGGUGGACAUCGAGGGCAUGGAGUUCACCCCUGUGGAGGUGGACAGUGUGGACAGUGUGAGCGAAGGCGAGGAAGAGGAGGAGGAGGAGGAAGACCACUACAGCCUCCAGAGCAGCUCCAGCAGCGACAGCUACACAGCCACACAUUCCCACAGACUGCAGCCACACCACUGUUAGACCACCGUCCCUUUUCCCCCCACCGCCGCUUCCCCCCUCCCGUACCCGUACCACCACCUCCCUGCCCCAUUCAUGCCCAUGCCCGCUCCCACCUUCACCCAGUCAGGACUGGUCCAACACAGCGGUACUACAGUAUCCCCCAGAAGCACACGAGGCUGCCCAUGCCACUUCCCUGACUACUGCCUCUCUCCCUCCCCCUUUUAACCACUCACCCUACCUCACCCUGGUGUAUCCUGCCUCAACCUGCACCUCCAGACACGCCCUGCCCUCCCGAUGCCCUCACGAAACCCCGACAGAUAAGCAAGAGGACUGUUUUUUUGUUUUGUUUUGAAAGGGGACGUCUGUGGUGUGGUGACAGCUUUGACUUGCUAAUCUGUGUAAAGUAAUGCGUGUGUAGGACAUCAGGUUUAAGCAGUGACAUGAAAACUUGCUUUGCACUAGGUCUGGGGAAAGAAUGAUAGUUGUUGCACUUUGUUCCUCCGUGCAUCUAUCAGACCUUGAAAGUGUCUUCCUAACAAAAUGGCGGCGUAGCUAGCUGCUACUUCUGCCACAAACUGAAAACACUGCGGCGCUGUCGGUGAAAUCCAAAUGUAAAUAUAUGUACAGAACAUUUAACGUCGAAAUUGUCCCAUCUCCCUCUGGUUGGACUGCCUAACCACUAAUCCACACUACUGACCACUACACUAUAAAACCCUAUGGUGUGGAUGGACUACUGUGUCAACUAAAGCAGAGUGGCCUCACAGCCAAACUCUAUUACCUAAAGAUUGGUUGAGAUCUUGUGUUUUUUUUGUCUUCUCAGUAGCGAAUCGAUGUAGCAAUAGCCACAGGAGGGCUGGCUUCCUGGGAGUGAUUCUGGUGGAGCAGGAGGCGUUCGGGGAGAUGUUUUUUUAAACGCUGUAAAAUGAUUUCGCCCUCAUCCAUUAAUGAUUGCUUCUCUUCAGCGCUGACGUGUUUUCAGAGUGUGUGGUUGUUCAGAUCAUCAAGUCAAAGCUGUGGGAAAAAACAUGAAAAUGAAAAAAAGAAGCCAGCUCUAAUGAUUUCUUCUCUAUUAGCUAGCUUUGUCCAAACUAAUCGUUUUCAGUUGUUUUAUGCUAUAGCAAAACUAAUGGGACUUCAACCUCGCUAUAACUGCUAUUCCUGGAGCUUCUGGGCACUGCUGAUGACCAAUGUAGAUCUUUAAUGCACAAUAGUCACUAUUGACGGAGGAGGCGCUCAGUCGCUCUCUGACCAGUUUUGAAUUGUUAGGGCUCUUUCUGCCUCUGAAAGUCUUUAGAGCUUGGCGUCCCAAUACUUGGAAAAAGGAGCCAGUCCCGCAUGGCAGGUCUGCACAAAAAAAUCUACAAAAGACUCAAAAGACAAGAAAAAGAGUUGCUUAUGAAAAGCUACUUGUCACUUAAAGUGAUUUUAGCCAGUGUAGUCUAUAUUUCUUGUAUUAAAUUUUGUAUUAUAUUUUCCUAAAUGUUCUCAUGUAAUGAAAAGACAAAAAAGAGUGAGUAUAUCUAUGUAUAUCUCUAUCUAUAUAAAUCUAUAUAUGAGAGACAGACGGACAGGAGGCCAGGCUUGUUGAAGGGAGAGUGGGAGCCCCUCUCUCUGGGCGACUCUCCUGCUGUCAUUCUGUGCCUUGGUGAGCCUUCCUCCUCCGACCUCAUCCUCCUCUUCACCUGUCACCCCCUGCUCAGGUCGUUGCCCUGGUAACACUCCUCCCCCCUCGACCGUGUUGUCCUGCUCUGACCAGACUCAACGCGCCCCCUCCCUCCCCACACCUAAAGACUUCAACCAGCGCAGAGGGCGUGUGAACAGAAGACCUCUAUGAGAAACUUAAAUCACCUAUGGCCCUGUAUUAUUCUGUGCAUCAUUCCUUUAGUUCAUAUUCAGCUGAGAAUCCGACAACUUGAUUACUUAAAUUUAUGGUGCUUAUUGCUUACUAGUGAAAAAAUGUGCCUCGUACUAGUCAUAUUUGUAUUUAAAUGCAUGUGAGGCAGUGUAAAAUAUAGCCUACUUUUAGCCUAUUCAAAUUGUUGUAUAUUAGGGACGUGCACAACAGCGUAUAACAAAAGUGAAGUGGUAGAUCUGACCCUUGGUUCAUUUUUGAUUGUGAAAUCUUUGUUGUUUUGAUUCUCAGUUGAAUAUCCGAGUUUGGGAAUGAGACAGUGACCUCUACUGACCGAUAUCACCCACUCCCCGCCCACCCGCCCCCUUGGCAUCGCCCUCCGACCUGUUCAAAAACCACACACUGGUAAUCUCCCAUGGCAGCUUCCAGUCACCCCCAACUGUCCACCAAGGGGAUCCAAACUUUUUAUUGGGGCUUGAAGCUCUUGUUAUAAAUUAUUCCCUGUCAUCAUUUUAUUAUUUUUUUACUGAUACCACAUGUUGACCUACGUGUUUGGAGUCCACUGGGAAAGGAGCGAUAAAAAAAUCACCCAAUCCAUGGCAGCUUACGGCGUUAUCGCAACCUCCAGUGGUCCAUCCCCCCCAAAAAAGUGUUACAUCCUGAAGAAGACACAGCAAUAUUACCAUCAUGUGCUUUCAAGGGAGGGAAUGGGGUGGGUAUUUUGACAAGACAAGCUGUUUUUGCUUUUUGACUCUGUGGUGACCAACUUUUAUUGUUUUUAAUUUUGAUUUUUUUUUUUUUUUUUUUACCUCCUACCUAGGCCUGUCACGAUAAUGAAUUUUGAAGCAUGAUAUAUUGCUAUAGCGAUAUACUGUACUAAAUAAUAUUGCAACUACGUUAUGGCGCAAAUACAAAGCAGGGUAAUCCCAGUAAACACAUUUAAACAAAAAACUGCAAAAUGAACCAUUAAUCAGCCAUAGAAGUUAGUGAUUCGACCCUCUACAGCUCAAAUCUUAUUGUAUUACAACAAAAAUAACCCAAAUCUCCCAAAUUUUACAAAGAAAAUGUAUACACAAUAAAUAUUGAGCCCCAAAAUAUAGUUCCAGCUUUCAUAUAUUGAACGUUAGGGAUGGGACGAGACACAAUUUUGACAAAACAAGACCAGACACGAGAUUAGGUCCACGAGAUCGAGACAAAACAAGAUUUUUACCUUUGUAAUUUAAAGAAAUCGUGAUCCCAUUUGCAGUUUUGGUCCAACAUUUUAUAAAUAACUUUUUUUUUUGUAAUUGUAAACUUUGAAACCACAGCUUGGUCCUUUAAGUCUUUAUUGUCCAAUCUAAAUGUAGACUAAAAAAUCUCACGAGAUCUUGUCCCAUCCCUAUUGAUCACAAACUCAAUGCAGUAAUUAUCGUGACAGGCCUCCUCCUAUCUGCACUCUCUCCAUACACUGCAGGAGGGCAAAAUAUUUGGGUUAAAAAAGCUGUUUUGUCAUGCGAGUUUACAUUCAUGUCCAGGGUUUGUACAUGACUGUUGUAGCAAAAACAAUGUCCUUUUUCAGUUUUAACGAACAAUUUGAAUGGAUUAUGAUGAUUCUCUUGCACAGAACCUCCCGAUGAGAAAAGUCAAAGACGGACAGAAUGAAAUGUCAAGGGCCAGAAAUGAGAUUAUAAUUUUUCAGUGGCGUCAUUGAAAAAUACAGGGAUGCACCGAUACAAUACUUCAAUACUGAAAGUUUUGAUGGAUCAGAUAUCAUUUUAAGAUAUCGGUUUAUUCGAUAUCCCAUUUAGGAUUAUAAAUUGAUGUAAUAGAACGAUAUACUGGACGAUGUAAGCCUAAAACUAACUCAUUUUUUGAGUUUUUACAUUGUUUGUGUUUAAAGCAGGGAUGUCCAAACUUCAUUUUUAUUGGUCCUCGGGCGGAAUUGGCCCAACGAUCUUAGAAAUACUUGAAUUUGCAGUAAAAAGUACUGCCUAUGACUGUAAACUGUAUAACUUAAAAGUGCGCUGUGUAAUAUUUCUGGUGGGGCGUCCUUCAAAAAGAUGUUAUCGCUUUGUCUGGAAAGUUUCACAGAAUGGGAUUAAUCUUUUCUAUCAUAAUGGAGACCAAACUAGACUAAGUUACAGGUCAGAUCUGUGGAGAGGCGACCCCGCUCACAGUCCUGACCAUCUGAUUUUAUAAUAUUUUUGAGCUAUAAAACCAUCUGUAAUUGACUAAAUGUAAGGUAAGAGCGGAUUAAUGUCGUACUGUGGAUUAUUCCAGGCAGAGCAAUGACAUAUCCAUAAAAUUAACAGCAAAAACGUUACGCAGCGCACCUUUAAAGCCAAAGUAUCGACAUCGGUAUCGAAACAGAAGAAGCUGGAUCGGUGCAUCCCUUUGAAAACCACACAUAGCACACUUUAAGAAUGAUUUUUAUAUGCAGUGGGUCUGGACGCGGCGACAACGGGUUCCAAAGCGGGAUGGACGGAGGUUAUGGAAAUUCUUUUGAUGAUGUGCCUUGGUAAAAGUUAUUUUCUUACAAAAAAAAAACUCAGAUUGUACCGAUUAUUCUGACUGUUAGCUCUUUUAGUGGCCGCUGGCGCCAUUUUUAUUAUAAACAUCCAUGUCAAGAUAAAUCUCCAUUGGGCUUUUCCAGUGGGGAGUCCUUCACAGAUCAAAGCAGGGAAAUAAAGACUGAGUACGCACUUAGAAGAUGGUUUUUGCUUUCAAGUUGCAAAGAGAUUUUAUCCGGAGCGUGUGUUUUAUUUUUUGAAGCACAUCGGGUUAUUUUGGGAAUGUUAGUGCGCAUAAAUAAUAUCCAGAUUGAUUUGACUCAAUAAGAGAAACACAAACGCACACAGAACAAUUACAUAAGAGCGAGGAUGUGUUAAACAAAUAUUGUCACGUCACUAUGAAGUCAGAAGUUUGCAUCUGUAAAGCAACUUAUACAAAUGGUGUAGUUAUGUAAUAUUUUAAACACAAUACUUGGAUUAUAUUUUAGUACACCCCUUUAAGACGUACAACAUGGUAUAUUACACUAUGGUUAAUGUAAAUAAAAAAGAAUAAAACUAAAAAUAUAUGGAAUUUCAAGUUGCCCUUACUUAACCCUAACUUCCCAAAACAAGAAUUCUGUGUAAAAUAUUGAACCAAAUGGAUACGCUUUAUUUUCCUCAAUGUAAUUCCACUUUGCUUGCUUUAAACGGCUUCGAUGGGUCACGACAACACUUUCACGAACAUCUUUAUGCAGUAUUUUCUUCAUUGUUGCGCAUGACACCAGCAAAUAAGAGUAGGAGAGGAGAGGAGAGAGGACUAUGGGGCUCGGGCUAGCGCACUGUGCAAAGUGGAGGGAGAGUUCUGUGCCAGAGACCUGUGAAAAUGUUUCCUAUUUUAGUGGAAGUCUUAUAUGCAUUCUGAAGAUGUUAUAUAAGUUCCUUUUGUGUUAUUUUGUGUGAAUGUGUCUACACGUGUACCUGGUGCUGGCUAUACAAUAGUACACACUUGAAGGUAUGGUGUAUUCUUCUCUCAUUGUAAAGUAAUUAAAAUGUUUUAUACAUAAA
Molecule: messenger RNA, 6168 nt
Organism: Boleophthalmus pectinirostris (great blue-spotted mudskipper)
Lineage: Eukaryota; Metazoa; Chordata; Actinopteri; Gobiiformes; Gobiidae
Gene: mxd4
Product: MAX dimerization protein 4
Exons: 6
Coding region: 154-804 (216 amino acids)
Biological process (GO): regulation of transcription by RNA polymerase II
Molecular function (GO): RNA polymerase II cis-regulatory region sequence-specific DNA binding; protein dimerization activity; DNA-binding transcription factor activity, RNA polymerase II-specific
Source: RefSeq, a predicted model, not a curated record